This is a messenger RNA of Culicoides brevitarsis, 1887 nucleotides long. Its product is annotated as c-Myc-binding protein homolog. The transcript has 2 exons. NCBI's taxonomy places the organism in Eukaryota, Metazoa, Arthropoda, Insecta, Diptera, Ceratopogonidae. The record is from RefSeq and is a predicted model, not a curated record. The coding region runs from base 152 to 787 and encodes 211 amino acids.
UUUCUCGCAAAAGGCUGAACGUGAAAAAACAAUUAAGUCCGAAAUUUGUCUUGUAACCGUGUUUAAAAGUAAAAAAAAUUGUAAAUAAGUGUGUGCCGUGUACAUACGAGCAACGUGAUAAUAAAAAAUCCCGAAAAAAUAAACAGAAAAGAUGUCGUUUAAGCCAAUCGAUGGAGCGAAGGAAGAUUUCCGCAAAUAUUUGGACCGCAAAGGGGUGAUGGAUGCGCUCACAAAAGCAUUUGUUCUGUGCUACGACGAACGACCGGAAAACCCGAUCGAACGACUGGUUGAAGUAGUUGCGGACAACGCAAAAGUCUUAGGUGCCUCGUCAGAGUUGAAAUCACGACUGAUAAACACGGAGCUCGAGCUUAAACAGGCGCGUGCGGAAAUCGAUGUGCUGCGGAAACAAUUGAGUGAUCUCGGUGUGACGCCAGGCACAACCACGACAAAUGUUCCCACAGCGACGGGAAAUGGCCCCACAAUUGCAACGUUGUCAGCGGAAGCGGAAAAAAGUGUUCCGAGUUCGAAUACGAGUGCCGUUGAGGCAGCUGCUGUUGCCACGGGUGCCAUUCCGAAGACGCCAAAAGCCACGCAGGGUAGUCCCGCGAAGAAGGACACGCCCGAAAGUAAUACAGAGAGCAGCGAGACACCCGUUGCCGAUGCAACUGUGAGCCCGCCGAGCACAAAUGAUGCCAAAACGCAGGAAGAAACAGCCGCUACAACAACUACGACAGCUACAAAUACGGAGGACACCGCGUCGUCUGGCACGAAAGAAGCAGCUACUUAAUCCACACAAGACUUUAAUUAAAUUCUAGAGAGCGUUAGUCAGUCAAGUUAAUUGCAUGCCAGUCACAAGUACUUAAAAAAAUAUUAACGAUGAAUUUCCUUCUCAACCGUUUUUUCAUGUUUGAGAUGGAAGCAAGAAAUUUAAUCGUCCAGUCCAUUUAUAAAAAAAAUUAAAAUUAACCUUAACGUAAGGCAAGAAAUCGCUUCUUUUAAAAAAAAACGUUUGCCCAACAAUUAAUUUCGCGCCCCGGGUAAAUCAAAUGCUUUGUACAAAAAAAAACUAUUUGUGUGUUGUUAGGCUGUCAGGUAUUUUUUUACCGCCCAUAAAGUUAAAAAUAUAAAAAAUUAGCACAGAGAAAAUUUAAGAUUCCUAAAUAAGAAAGAAAAUGAGAGAAAAAUAGUUUUAACGCAACUCCCACACUAAAAUGUUGAUGAUAAUUUCCUAUCUCGUACAAUCAUUGCUGCAUUUUCACACCUAAUUACUAAUUUUCAGUCACAAGAAACGUAACGCAACAUUCCAAUUUAAAUAAUUUAAUUUAUUUAAAAAUUUAGUAUUUUAUUAGGUACUUAAAGAAAAAACAUUAAAUUGUGUUUUGUGAUGAUUUAACUUUUUUUUUUGUAAAAUUUAAAUAGACUUUAUUAUUGUAAAUUAAAAAUUAUAAAAUUUAAGUUUAAAAAAUCGAUAAGAGAGAGAAUUUAUUUCAAAGCAAUAGUCAAUCAAUAUAACUAAAUAAUUAGACGACAAAGUUACAAACCAAUAAAAAAACAGCCAUAAACGUAACAUGUGCAACAUUUGUCCAGUACAAUUUAUCUUGUUUGUUAUUUCUUAUAUUUUUUCCUUUAUCUGAAAAUACACUCUUGGGUUGAAGGUUGAAGAGACACUCAAAGAAAAGUGAAUUGUGCGAUAAGACAAAAUUAAAAUAAAUAAUAAUUAAAUUAAGAAGAGAAAUAUUUUAUUCGAAUUUUAAUUAUUUGCAAAGAAAAUGUUUCCUGUACUUUAUUCUUAAAAAAAAUAUGAAAAAAAUGAAUAAAAAUAUAAUUAGAAAAUAAAUUAAUUAAUUAAAAAAGCAAGAAUUAUGAAAAAUAAAUAAAUGAUAUGAC